Molecule: messenger RNA, 1644 nt
Organism: Pochonia chlamydosporia 170
Lineage: Eukaryota; Fungi; Ascomycota; Sordariomycetes; Hypocreales; Clavicipitaceae
Product: regulator of chromosome condensation
Exons: 3
Coding region: 1-1644 (547 amino acids)
Cellular component (GO): cytoplasm
Molecular function (GO): guanyl-nucleotide exchange factor activity
Source: RefSeq, a predicted model, not a curated record
AUGGCUUCCAAAAAGCUCACCAGCGCUGCUCAAAAGGCCAAGCCCGCCGAGGCCGCCGCUACCAAAAAGACACAGGCCAAGCCCGCCAAACGAGCGCCCGCUGCGAAGCAAACCACCAAACCAGUGGUCAAUGGGAAAACACACCAUGAGCCAGAGCCCAAAACAACCAAGCGAAAGCGCGUCGCUGAUGAAGAUGAGGACGAUGCUUCGCGUCGCACCAAGACCACAAAGACAGAAGCUCCCGCCGAACGAAAACAGGCCAAGCCCGUUGCCAAGAAGCCCGUGGCUAAGAAAUCCGCCGUUGCAGAGCCCGUUGCUCUCAACAAAGCUCCCACCGACCUAAUUGCCGUCUAUUCCUUUGGCAGCGGUGAAUGUGGUGAGCUUGGCCUCGGUCCCAAGCGCACCGCUGCUCUUGUGCCCAAGUUCAACCCGGCUCUCGACCCCAAUGAAGCUUCCAAACAUCAUAUCGUUCAGCUUGCUUGCGGUGGUAUGCAUACCAUUGCUCUUACUGCUGAUAACAAGAUCCUGACUUGGGGUGUCAAUGAUGAAGGAGCUUUGGGGCGAGAUACCACUUGGGAGGGUGGGCUCAAGGACAUGGACGCCUCGUCAGACAGCGAAGAUGAGGACGGCGAACUGAACCCGUACGAGUGUACGCCUACUGAAGUUCCUUCCAAGCACUUCCCCAAGGGUACCCUCUUCACACAGGUGGCUGCCGGCGAUAGCUGCAGCUUUGUGCUGACUGAAAAUGGAACCGUCUACGGCUGGGGAUCAUUCCGAGACAACAAAGGAGAUAGACGAUUCACAAAGAACGACGCCGGCAAGAUUGUCGAGAUUCAGCAGACCCCCAUCCUGAUUCCCGAACUCGAAAACGUCACACAGAUUGCUUGUGGAGCGAAUCACGCCCUGGCGCUUGACAAGUCUGGUCAAGUCUGGGGAUGGGGCUCGUACGAACAGAACCAGCUUGGCCGACAGCCAUUCGGUCGAUACCAGCAGGAGACUCUUCUGCCUCGUCAAGUCCGAGUCUGCACCCGCCCAAUCAAGUACAUUGCCUCGGGCGAGUACCACUCCUUCGCUGUCGACCGCAAAGACAACGUCUGGGCCUGGGGUUUGAACAGCUUUGGAGAAGCUGGAUACGCCAAGGAGGCUGGUGGCGACGAAGCUAUUCUUCCGUAUCCCAUGAAGAUCCGCGACCUCUGCGGCAAGGGCGUCACCACAAUCGCUGGCGGCACUCAUCACUCCGGAGCUGUCACCGAGGACGGCAAGGUAUACAUGUGGGGACGUCUCGACGGUGGCCAGUUGGGCAUCGAAUUCACACAGAGCCAGCUCGAUGACGAGGACCUCGUCCGACGGGACGAGUACAACAAGCCUCGUAUCUGCUUACGGCCUACUGCUGUCCCUGAAAUUGGCAACGUCGUUCACGUUGCCUGCGGAACAGACCACACCAUCUUCAUCAACAAAGACGGCGUAGGCUAUGCCACUGGUUUUGGAUCUGUCGGCCAGCUGGGUCUAGGCACGGAGGAUGAUGCUAAUACUGCCCAGCGUAUCAGGGGCAAGGACAUCAGGGGCAGAACGCUCGUGGGCGCUGCUGCCGGUGGACAAUUCUCCGUCGUCACCAGCACGUCCGCGCUGCCCAAGACGGAGUAA